UUUUCUCUGCAUUCGUUCUUCCAGUUCAGGAGAUGACCGUCGCUUAAUGAAGGCUGAACUGCUGAUCUCACUCAGAAUGUCUCUGACUGUUUCUCUGCUGUUUCUGCUCUUCAUCUCUGGAGUUGUUGCUCAGGAUGGGUGGGCUGUGAAUUACAAUCAGAAAUCUUUCUGUGCUCUAAAGGGGUCUGCAGUGACCAUGGAGUGUACUUACACAUAUCCAAGUGGUCACUCAGUCCAAAAAGCUUUCUGGACUAAAGAGCUGGUUACAUCUGGUUCAGAACCUCCUGAUCUGUCAGAUGAUCCUGAGUACAGAGGCAGAGUUCUGUACCUCGGAGAUGAACACAGUGACUGCACUCUCAGAUUUAAGACUGUGAGAGAAAAGGAUCAAAAUAAAUACUACUUCACAUUUAUAACAGACCAACCUGGAGGAAAGUAUCAAGGUGCAGGUGGAGUUGAUCUUUCAGUCACAGAUCUCCAGGUGGAGGUUCCUGAGAGAGUGAUAGAGGGAGAUAACAUCACUCUCACAUGUAAAACCACCUGCAGACUGACAGUCACACCAACAUUCACCUGGUACAGAAAUGGACAUGGUUUAUCCUCCAGUACUGACCAACUCCACCUGCAGCCGGUCAGCAGGGAGGAUGCAGGCAGGUAUCGCUGUGCUGUACUGUAUCAGAACUCUCCUGAGGUCACUCUGAAUAUCAGAUAUCUCCAGGUGGAGGUUCCUGAGAGAGUGACAGAGGGAGAUAAAGUCACUCUCACAUGUAAAACCAGCUUCAGUCUGUCUGACAGUCCAACAUUCACCUGGUACAGAAAUGGACACCGUUUAUCCUCCAGUGCUGACCAACUCCACCUGCAGCCGGUCAGCAGGGAGGAUGCAGGCAGGUAUCGCUGUGCUGUACUGGGUCAGAACUCUCCUGAGGUCACUCUGAAUGUCAGAUAUGGACCAAAGAGCGUCUCAGUGACCAUCAGUCCCUCUGGUGAAAUAGUGGAGGGCAGUUCAGUGACUCUGACCUGCAGCAGUGAUGCAAACCCACCUGUGGAAUAUAACUGGUUUAAAGGAACAUCAUUAGUAGCAAAAGGAGAGACUUACACAGUGAACAAGAUCAGCUCUGUGGACAGUGGAGAAUACAAGUGCAAAUGCAGUAAUGGAUUUAUAAAGAAAUACUCUGAAGCUCUAACUCUGAAUGUUUUGUGUGAGUCUGUUUUAUAGCGGUUCUCUUUUCUA
Colossoma macropomum (tambaqui) is the source of this 1225-nucleotide messenger RNA. Its product is annotated as B-cell receptor CD22-like. The record is from RefSeq and is a predicted model, not a curated record. The transcript is spliced from 6 exons. NCBI's taxonomy places the organism in Eukaryota, Metazoa, Chordata, Actinopteri, Characiformes, Serrasalmidae. The coding region runs from base 47 to 1210 and encodes 387 amino acids.